AUGUAUCGCUCUAGGGGCCCUUUUGCCCCUUCUGCCUCGUCGUCUCGUGCUUCUACUUCAACAAAGUGCCAGAAAUGCCUUAAGCUUGGUCAUUAUAGUUUUGAAUGCAAAGCUGCUGCUAGUGAACGCCCAUACGUCUCUCGCCCUUCGCGGACUCAGCAACUACUGAAUCCCUCCCUACGCCCAGCUCUUACAGAGUCGACUCCCCCUUCGGAUGCAGUCAUACUCAAGAAGAAGGGGACCGCAGACGAAAUAUUGAAAUCGAAACAAAAAGAAAGGGAGAGGGACCGUGCACUAGACCGAAGUGACCGCGGCCGCAAAAGGCGGCGAGAAAGUCCAUCGCCUGGCGCUGCAUCACGUACCCGUUCGAUUUCAACAGGGUCAACAUCCUCGUACUCCAGCAUCUCUUCGGGCCGCUCCCCUACACCACCAAACUACUCACAAGACCGCGCAGUAACCCAUAAUCCCCCCCAAACCCGCCGUCGUAGUAAUUCGCACGCCCGAGAUCAUCAUGAACGAUCUGUUCGCCGGAAAUACCGCGAUUCACCAUCCCCCGGUCGGAGAGGCCGUAAAAUGAGUCCAACCGAUUUCUCCAAGAAAAAGACAAGGAGCCCCUCCCCGAGACGAGCAAGACGAAGGUCAUUCUCGCCAGUCGAAAAUAUGUCUGUUUCGCCGGCGAGAAAGGGAAAUGGUGGACCCAUAGUGAAGAGAUCAAGUCCGCCUAGGGAGAGAAGCUUGAGUCCAUUCACGAGGAGAAAACUUCUUACAGAACAGAUGCGGAGAGGGCCAGGAUAG
Molecule: messenger RNA, 795 nt
Organism: Morchella importuna
Lineage: Eukaryota; Fungi; Ascomycota; Pezizomycetes; Pezizales; Morchellaceae
Exons: 3
Coding region: 1-795 (264 amino acids)
Source: RefSeq, a predicted model, not a curated record